AUGGGAAAUUGCCAAGCCAUAGACAACGCAAGCAUAGUCAUCCAACACCCAAACUCCGCCAAAAUCGAGCGGCUCUACGGCCCAACCACCGCCGCCGACGUCAUGAAGGCCAACCCCGGACACCACGUCGCCCUCCUCCUCACCACCACAACCGUCUACUCUUCCUCCUCUUCCUCCGCCGCCGCCGGAGAGAACAGAGCCGCCCCUCUACGGGUCACGCGGAUAAAGCUCCUCCGGCCAGCCGACGCUCUCGUUCUUGGCCAUGUCUAUAGGCUUGUCACCACCCAAGAGGUGAUGAAGGGGUUGUGGGCAAAAAAGCAAGCCAAGCUGAGAGAGAAACAGAGUUCAGAGCCUCCUCAGGCACAAGUUGGAAAAAAUGAUGUGAAGAAAACAAGUCAGGUAAAACAAGAAAGGCACAGGUCAAGAAAUAACACACCAUCAAAGUCCAGGUCAUGGCAACCUGCAUUAAAGAGCAUCUCUGAGGCUGCAAUUUAA
This is a messenger RNA of Striga hermonthica, 495 nucleotides long. NCBI's taxonomy places the organism in Eukaryota, Viridiplantae, Streptophyta, Magnoliopsida, Lamiales, Orobanchaceae. The record is from the annotation of a GenBank genome assembly.